GCAGAGUGAGUUGCACCCUUUUUUAAUUGGUGGAAAUUACCGAAAUCCAGAAUGUUGCAAUGUGACAUUGUGCAUGUGUUAGCCACUGUGGUUUAGGCUGUGAGAAACCUGCUACAAUUCAGUUAUCAUGUGGAUAGCACCUGAUGCACUUCUCACAGAUUUCAAGUCUCGUGUUGGAUGGAGGAUCCCAUACCCUGCACUUUUGGAUGCAUACAUACAUGUACAUGUACAGUGGACCAAAUCAGGAGAAUGAGAGUGAUUCCUACAUGUCGAGUCCUGCCCUUCGUCGAGCAAGGUUUGACAUACUCUACCAAGACUGUGAGAAUGAAAUCAAACGGCUUCAGGAAGAAAAUGGAGCCCUCAAGAACACAAACAGCCAACUUCGUGAACAGCUUGCAGACACAACAAAAUUCCUUGUGUCCCAGUCAGAGCGGGCCACUAGUGCCACGAGUGUGACACCUGCCCCUGUCUCAUCAAACCCAAGGGGUAAUGUGUGUUCGGAUUUGUCUCUGCCGUCCCCCCGAUCCUCUCCAUCCGCCUCCAAGCUGAAAGGCAAAGGGAGAGUGGUGGAGGCGGACCAGCCCUCCUCAUCGCUGGGAACGAAACGAGCUCGGCACAGCAAGCCCACCCCCAGCCAGCAGGAUCGGACCAACGGGUUGGAGUCGUGCGACAGCGGGCCGGACAACGGGGAAGUCCUGGCUGUGCUCAGGUCAAAGCUGAAGCAAGCCACUGCCACCCAUGAGAAAAUAAAGCAGGACAUGGACAAGUUGAAGGAGAAAAAUGCUAAGCUGAGUGCAGAUAACCGGGCGCUGUUGACCGAGAAUGGCCGAUUGAAACAGGCUGCUGCCAUCCGUUCGCCACGCAAGUAUGAGAAGUACACCUCAUUGGCUCAGCAGUCCAAACUGAACCAGUGCCAUCGUGAGGUAGGUCAACUCAAGAGUGCCCUGGAGAGAAGCGAUACCUACAUCGAGGAGCUGGAGACUCAGUUGGAAUACUACAGGUCUCUGUUUGGUUCCCUUCCGCAUAAAAGACCCCGUCAGGGGGAGGAACCUGUCGCAAAAUCUUUGAAAACAUCAAUUGAAGGAACUCAAAGUGUAACUUCUCUACCAUCUGAGGCAGUUUCUACUUUCAGGAGGAUGGGUAAUUGUCAGGCUGACCCCAAUAAGUUUGGUCCAUUUACAUCACCAGGUGGAAAUCUGACUCAUCACAGACCUCUGGCAACCAUGGAUGGGGGUACCAUUUCCAGUGGAUCAAGACACCUACUAUUUGAUGCGAUCAGUAAAGAUUCUGAUAAGUUCCAAUUAGCAUUCUUCAAGAAGAAUGCUACCACACAUUCACACACAGGAGGGCAUUCCGCGGAUGAAUCUCAAAGUUCAACAAGUUACAAGGAAGCACAUCAUAUGCUUGUAAGUCCCAAGUCUGGUGUUAAUUCAGUGGAAGAGGAUACCACCAACGUUGAUAAACGGCAGCUAGCCAGUGAUGAAGACUCAGACCUGGAAGAGCCCAGCGCAGUUAGAACCACCCCAUCCACAGCUUUAGGAAAAUUGUCCUUGGAUUCCACUAAGCGAUCUCAUGGACCAUUAUUCUCCAGUGAAAACCUUGACUCCAAGUUUCAAAUUUCACCAUCUUGCCACCGUCAGCUGAACUUCGGUGAGGACUCCCCUGGAAAUGCAGCUGUGCUGUCCUCACUCGGCACGGCCGAAUCUCACGGUCUAAUGCUUGAGGACAACAAGGUGGAUAUGGGCCCCCUUGAUCACAAUGCUACCUUCUCCGAUCUGGACUUUACGCUGACUUCAGAGAUUUCAGAUUGUGCCAAGCUCAUGAAGGAAGCAGAGAAGAGAGUGACUCAGAAAUGGCUAAGCAAUCAAGAGGGAGAGACAGGCUCCCCAAAUUUAUCAAUAAAAAACAACCUGAAGCAUUUGAAGUCCUACACACCCACCAGAAGUGGUGAUCCUUCAAAGAGAAACAAACAGCACUUUGCACCAGUUUGCAUCUCUGCUCCCGGUUUGGGGCAUGGUGAUCAGCCAACAGGCUUGACUUAUCACUGCAACCCUCAGUCCAAGUCUCAAAAUCUGAAGAUGGAUUUUGAUUCAGGAGGAACGUUUACUAAGGUCACAUGGUCUAAGAGCCGACCAGACUACAAAUUCAUGCCAAAGACAGCCUCUGCUGAACCUCAGGAACCGGCCACCCACAAGAAUGGCGUUCAUAUUAGGGCUUCUCAAUCCACAGAGAAGUCAGCUAAUUGCCCACUUCAGUCUUCCACUCUAGCGUCCAAUUCCACAUUAUCGACUCAUACUCUCACCAGACUGGCAGUGAAAAGUCAGUCUCCAGUCGCGGCUAACUCAAAAGGGGAAGUGCUGAGUGGCUCCAAACCGAUCAUCAAACCACAGCUGAUGAGACUCAGACACAACACGGAUCCCACUGACUCCAAGACUUGCGCAAUUGGCCUCAGAACACUGAGCAGAUUGAAAUCGGAUGGAGACUGUCACCAGGACACCCUUGAUUCCUUGAGAGAUGAUAUGAGAGCCAAAGCUGCAGCUGUUGUGAAUAGACCAGGGAGAUGUGCCAGCUCGUCGUUGGCUGCAGGCGAAUUGGAAAUGAGGUCAUUCUCUCAAAGCCGGGAUAGGGGAUUGGGAAAUGAGCCCCUCAAAAGAAUCCGGUCAGAUAACGUUUCCGAGGAUGAUUAUGGUAGUAGUCAAUCACCUACCUUCUGAAAUGAAAUAGUCAUCAUCGGAGUCAUGGUGUAAGGCUAUUUAAUCCUAUUAAGCUGAACAGUUGUUGAGGAAAGUUUUUUAUGUUAAAUUCUCCCUUCUGAAUACAAAAAGUCUCAUUAAUAAGUAAUAAAACUGUGGCAAAUUAAUAAGAUUAAUUUUUGUUGAUUUCCAAUGAAAGCAGAUAGGAAUUAAUACGCAUCUAAAGGAAUAUUUUCAUGAAUUUGUCAAAGCUUAUUUAUACGUGAUGAACAGGCUAAAUUAUCAGGCAUUAUCAAAGUUUACGAUGAAGUGAAACUUUGCCUUCGUUUAGGCCUACAGAGCGCAGCAUUUCAGUUGUAAAAUGUAACAAACUAUCCCGAUACUUGAGAUUCAGAAACAAAAAAUAUAAAAAUUAACUGAACAUGUGA
Messenger RNA from Acanthaster planci (crown-of-thorns starfish), 3121 nucleotides. RefSeq names its product ORC ubiquitin ligase 1-like. The record is from RefSeq and is a predicted model, not a curated record. NCBI's taxonomy places the organism in Eukaryota, Metazoa, Echinodermata, Asteroidea, Valvatida, Acanthasteridae. Gene Ontology annotation, biological process: regulation of DNA replication; protein monoubiquitination. Gene Ontology annotation, molecular function: ubiquitin-protein transferase activity.